Molecule: messenger RNA, 3546 nt
Organism: Entrophospora candida
Lineage: Eukaryota; Fungi; Glomeromycota; Glomeromycetes; Entrophosporales; Entrophosporaceae
Source: the annotation of a GenBank genome assembly
AUGUCGAACGAAAUUAAGGUCUCUUCAACUGCUACUGGUCUUACCUCAUCUAGUGAAACAACAAAGUCAAGUAUUAGCUCUAUUGUUAACAAUAAUAAUAGUAGCUCAUCUUUCAAUGCUACUACCGUCACAGCUAAUAUAGACCAACCUGAUGACUCUAACAAUGAGAAACAAGCUCGUAGAAAACAAAAUCAUCAACAACAAUUAAAAAAUAAAGAUGAUGAUGUUUCUGAAUCAAUUAGUGAACAUAGUAAAUCUAAUAAUGUUAUCAAUAUUUUUAAUAGUACUCAUGUUGGAGAACUUCAAAGUUUCUCUUCCUCGUUUAAUUCUAACAAUAGACCUAAUAAAAUUAGUAAAGAUGAUUCAGAAAAUAAAUCUGAAGCUUUAGAAUCUUUACAACAAAUGAUUGCUAGUAGCAUUGGAAGAAAACCUAAUAUUAAUAAACAUAAAAAAGGUGCAUCGGUAUCUUUCUUUUUUCCCUCUGCAAACGCGUCAACAUCUAUAAACUCUAUUCAAGAUCCUGAUGACGGUAGCAAUAAACCAAUGAACAUCGAGAAUGCAUUACAAGAUACUCUUACUUCUUUGAGACCUAACGCUAAUACCAACCCUCCUCCUAUAUUUCCUGUAAAAUCUCUGGUAGAAAGUCAUGGUCGUAGACAUAGUGUUGCUCUUAAUAAUAACAAGGAUAUUUUGAAAGAACUUGAAAAAAAUCAAACUCGAACAAUAGGCGCUGAUGGAAAAGGUCAUCCUCAACCAUUCAAUCAAUUCCAAACUCUUAAUAAAUUUGGUGGUGGCUUAAAUCAAAAGAAGCAACAAAGUCAACAAAAUUCUAACCAACAACAAAGAAAAUCUCUUUUUGCUCCUUAUCUUCCUCAGGCCUCUCUUCCCUCCCACAUCAAAGCUGGUGAGCUUGUAUAUGGUGUUUUAAGAAUCAAUAAACGAAAUCGUUCUGAUGCCUAUGUGACCACGGAAACUCUUGAUACUGAUAUUUAUAUAUGUGGUUCCAAGGAUAGAAAUCGUGCUUUGGAGGGUGAUAUAGUUGCCGUGCAAUUGCUAGACCCGGAAAAAGUAUGGCAAACUAAAAAAGAAAAGGAAGAAAAGAAGCGUAAGAAAGAAGAAAGUGCUGGUAUAGAUAAAAAAAAAGUUGAUAAAAAGAAAGAUGAUGUCGAGGUUGAAGGACAAGGUUUAUUAUUAUUUGAAGAUGAUGAAAUUAUCACAGAUGAUCAACGACCAAAAUAUUGUGGUCAUGUUGUUGCUGUCAUGGAAAGAAUGCCUGGGCAAAUGUUUUCUGGUACACUUGCACUCUUACGGCCUUCUUCUUCUGCUACAAAAGAACGCGAGGCUGCUGAAAGAGCUCGUCGUGAAGCUGAAGAUAGAGCAAAUGGUAUUGAACCAAAGUUUGAAGAAUCAAAAGAUGAUAAAAGGGAUGAAAGAAUUGAACGUCCUAAAAUUGUUUGGUUUAAACCUACCGAUAAACGUGUUCCUUUGAUUGCCAUUCCAACCGAACAAGCACCAGCAGAUUUUGUUGAGAGACAUCAAAGUUAUGCACAACAAUUAUUUGUUGCAUGUAUCAAACGUUGGCCGAUCACGUCUCUUCAUCCCUUUGGUACUCUGGUGACACAAAUCGGUGAAAUUGGUAAUAUAGAUGUUGAAACACAGGCUCUUAUCAGAGACAACAAUAUCUCAACUGAGGAAUUCAAUGAGAAUGUGUUAAAAUGUCUGCCACAAACACCAUGGACUAUUCCUGAAGAGGAGAUUGAGAUGCGCCGUGAUCUACGCUCAAUUCGUAUCUUUACAAUUGAUCCAUCGGGUGCCAAAGAUCUUGAUGAUGCCAUAUCAUGUACUCGAUUGCCUGAUGGAAAUUAUGAAAUUGGGGUCCAUAUUGCUGAUGCUAGUUAUUUUGUUAAACCAAAUUCUGUACUUGAUCGCGAAGCCCGUAAAAGGGCCACGUCUGUUUAUUUGGUUCAAAAAUAUAUUCCAAUGUUGCCUAAUUUAUUGUCUGAAGACUUGUGUAGUUUAGUUUCUGGUGUUGAUAGAUCUUGUGCAAAAUUAUCAUAUGAUGAUGUGCAAGAAAUAAUCGAUGGAAAACCAUUAAAUCCUAAUGUUAAUAUUCACAAUGGUUAUUCUGCAAGCGAAAUUGAAGCUGAUAUUAGAGCAUUCCAUGAACUUUCUCAAAAAAUGCGCGAAUUACGUCACAAACGUGGAGCAUUGUCAUUAAAUUCAGUCAAACUUACUUUUGAUAUAGAUGAAAAUGAAAAUCCAAUCGAAUGUCAUGUUUACAAAUAUAAAGAAGCCAAUUGUAUUGUUAAAGAAUUCAUGUUACUUGCUAAUAUAAGCGUGGCACAGAAAAUCUCUAGUUCAUUCCCAGAACAAGCAUUGUUAAGACGUCAUGCUGCUCCUAUUGAACGUAGACUUAAUGAUUUCCUUGAACAUGCAACUAGAUUUGGUUAUAAAAUUGAUAUUUCAUCUGCUUCAGCUUUACAAAGAUCAUUUAAUACAGUUGAUAAUGAAGACGCAAGAAAGGUUUUGGAACUUCUUGCUAUUAAACCAUUACAAAGAGCCAAGUAUUUUUGUACUGGCACAUUAGAUAUUAUUAAAUAUCAACAUUAUGCACUGAAUGUUCCACUUUAUACACAUUUCACCUCACCUAUUCGUCGUUACGCUGAUGUUCUUGUUCAUAGAAUGCUUGAAGCUGCUUUAUCUGGUGAGAGGAAAUUUUAUAUUGAUAAAGAUAAUGUACAAAAAACAGCCAGUUAUUGUAAUGUUAAGAAAGAAGCAGCAAAGAAUGCACAAGAGCAAAGUAGUCACUUAUUUUUAUCUGUACUGCUUAAUAACUUGACAGUUCAAUCUGGACCAGUUAUUCGUGAAGCAAUAGUUGUAGGUGUGAAAGAACAUGCAUUUGAUGUUCUAGUGCCUUAUUUUGGUAUAGAAAAACGGGUGCAUUUGGAUCAAUUGCCUCUAGAAAAAUUCAUCUUCAAUAGUGAAAAGAUGGAGUUAACAUUGGUUUGGAAACAAGGCAUUAGCUCUUUAGAAGCAAUUUCUGAUGACUAUGUAUUUGUUGCUGAAGAGGAAGAAGAGGGCUUGGAGGUUGAUGAAGAGGCACUGCUUGCAGAUGAUAAUGAUGAUUAUCAUUAUGAAAUGAUGGAUGUGACCAGUCUUCCAAUUGAGGAUGAACAUAGACUAUUUGAUAAUAAUUCAGGUGAGGAUGAUGAUGGAUAUGAUGAAGAAACACAAAAAACUGAUGCUGUUACUAUAGAACAUACUAAUAUUACUACUAACAAUAUUACUGUUUCAUCACCUGGAGAAAAAGUUUCAUUGUCAACACCAACAUCAACAUCAGCUAAUAAAACCUCUUGCCCAGCCACCACUUCUUCUGCAACAGUUAUCAAACAACCAGAAGUGUCAAAAUUAUCUAUUGUUUCAGAUCCUACUAUUCCUAAUUCUCAAAUAAUCCGAGAACUUACUCAUCUUAAUGUUAUCAUUACUGCUGAUUGUAAAAAGAGUCCACCUGUCAUCAAAGUUUUAGCUGUCAAUUCUUUUGCUUAA